Molecule: messenger RNA, 566 nt
Organism: Rhipicephalus sanguineus (brown dog tick)
Lineage: Eukaryota; Metazoa; Arthropoda; Arachnida; Ixodida; Ixodidae
Exons: 5
Coding region: 147-536 (129 amino acids)
Molecular function (GO): DNA binding
Source: RefSeq, a predicted model, not a curated record
CUUUGGACAGUGCCAAGGAGGUGCCUUCAGAGGAGAAUGCGCCGGACGAGGCUGGUGCUCAGUGUGCCUGCAGUGCCUCACAGCAGGUCAAAGAGCUUGAAGACGAGGUCAGGGAGCUACGCAAGCGGCUAGCAGUUGCUGAAAACAUGCUUGACUCCUAUGACAUGGUAAAAAAGUUGAGGAAAAUCUUGAGGAAGACGGAGAAAGACCCAUCUCCUGCUGUUGAAGCCGAAAGGGUUAACAUCGGCGGAGGCGUUUUGGUUGAGAAAACGCUCCUGGAGCGCCUCCAUUCUCACUGCAGUGGGCCUACAAAGUUCGCCAGGCAUCUUCUCCGGAGUGUUUUUACUCUGGAGGAGAUGCGUGGCAAAUCGCUCUUCGGGAAGGGCAGCAAUGCCAAUAAGAAUGCCGAAGUUAAGGAGGCACUGGACCCAGUCAGGGUCAACGCAGUGAUCGGCUACACAUGCAGCAAGUUUUCCACUUCAACACUGCAGCUGAAGAAUAGCUUGUCGUCGAUGUUGGCACGAGAGCUCAGGUGAUGUGCUGCGCACACGAAGUAUUUAUAAUAU